UCAAUACACUGGUGACCGCGCUUAAUCAAAUAAAAAUCAAUUAGUUGUCUGUUUCACGUUAAACAUACUCAUUCUGUUUAAGUCAACUUGAUAAACAGAUUUGGAUUACUUUUAAAUCACUCUGAGAGGAACGAUCUUCAACAUCCUUAUACAGCUUAUUGAAACAAAUCCUGUACACGAUAUUAGAGAAUGGCUCAUUUUGGAUAUCUACAAAAACACGUUGAAGAAUAUUCUGACUUAUCGUCAUGCAGCUCAUCAGCAACGUCAAACAUAAGUGACUAUACUGGAGAAGAAAGAAAUGAAACUAUAUGGAGUGGGCUAGCUGGACAAUCAGGAGCAAAUCUUACUAACAUGUCCUGCUGCACUUCAUCUGAUCAAUCUCUUGAUCAACGUUCAAACAAUCCAACUGCUUCAUUUCCAACUCAAUCAGGUUAUACAAAUCAUGGAAAUCAUGGAAAUACUACUCACACUGCACCAUAUUUACCAGGUACAGCUGCCUAUCAAGUGGAUUAUACAAGUCAAAUGCCGAAUUCUUAUAUUCCUGGCAAUCCUGGUUUGCAACAUACACAAACAAAUUAUGGUAAUCCAACUGUACCAGCAUCAGGUGGAUUUUCGUUUGAUAGAAGUGAUUCAAUGAGCACAAGUCAACAAUCCAUAUUUCUAAUGUUUAACGAUUUUCCUACUCUUAUCUCAUCUCAGUUGAAUGAGUUUUCUGGCACAAGAACAGUAUUCGGUUAUGCUGAAUCAGUUCCACACGAAGAUAUAGGUGAACCUACAUCAAGACCUAAACAGAAUUUCUGUGUUGAAUAUGACUGUGACCGUAUAAAGAAAGCGAUGGAUGCAAUGAUACGGAAAGAGAAAGUAGUAGUUGAAGUGAUGGCUGGUCGAUCAGUUGAUCAACGUGUAGCGAUUGUACAAAAGUAUCAAUCAAUGUACAAAGAAGAUUUAUUUGCCAGAUUUAAAUCUAUAACAAAUGGAAAUUUAAGAGAAUGUUUAGUCAAGUUGUGUUAUACACCAGAAGAAUUUGACGCAGUAGAACUUCGUAGAGCAAUGAGAGGUGUCGAUACUGAUGAAGAUACAAUCAUUGAAAUUCUUUGUUCGAGAACAAAUGAACACAUCAGAAGAAUUAAACACGUAUAUCCAAAAUUAUUCAAUGGAAGAGAUUUGGAAAAUGAUGCUAACAAUGAUAUUACAUAUGAAUUUAAACGAAUAUGUAUAGCUUUACUACAAGCAGAUAGAGAUGAAUUUUUAUUUGUUGACGCAAAUGUUGUACGAAAUGAUGCAGAGGAAUUACGCAGAACAAUGGAACUAACUAUUGGAACAGAUGAAUCACGAUUGAUUGCUAUCUUCGCUACAAGAUCCUAUGCUCAUUUACGAGCUGUAUUUACUGAAUAUAAACGAAUUGGUAAAUAUACUUUGGAAGAUGCGUUAAAAUUCCAAAUGCCUGGACGUACAUUCUUCAAUGUUUUACUUUCUAUGGGUAAAUAA
This is a messenger RNA of Schistosoma turkestanicum, 1488 nucleotides long. NCBI's taxonomy places the organism in Eukaryota, Metazoa, Platyhelminthes, Trematoda, Strigeidida, Schistosomatidae. The record is from the annotation of a GenBank genome assembly.